GAGGGUAACUAAUGAAGCUAUGGCUGGAAAAUGUACAUAAUUUUCGUUGUACACGCGUGUAAAAGUUUAACGGAAAAUCACUGUAGCUUCAUUUGGUUACGAAAUGUGCCAACGCAUAAAAGUAAAACUAUUGAUUGUGCUACGUGGGACUAGUUUUAUUUGGCACAUUACUGAGAUAAGCAUUUAAAAUGAACUAAUAUGACAAUUGUGUUAUUGAAUUAAAGAACCACUACGUGGAAAUAAUCGCCAACGUCUAUUACUUAAUAGGUAACUGUGCAAUACUGGCAAUAAUAUGACAGGUGUUCAAUAUAUUAUCGUCUAUUUUAUAUUUCCAAGUUGUAGGGGGGCGGACAGACCGGAUGUCAUCUUCGAGGAAAUGUGGCGCUCGAGCCGACAAACAAUAGUGCUCUGAAGAUCGCAUGACCUCAAGUCAUCUUUGGAACGUCUCUAGAAGGGGACGUAUAGGGAAAAGGGGGCUCAGUAAAGGGGUCUUUAUAUUUUUUUAUUUUUUAACAACCCCACCAGGCCUGAAACCGGUGACAAAGUAUUACCGAAUCUAGGGACCGGCUCCACUCCCAAGUGCUCCAUUUGCAGCAGGUGAAAUACCAAGUGAAGCAAAUGAAUUUGGCGCUUGCCAUCAUUCCAGGAGGAUUAACAAAAGAACCACUGGACCGCUGUUGUCCAAGCUUUGGUGAAAACCAGCAUAAUUUCUCAACAGCCACCUGACAACAACCUGACUGACUCCGACAAUGGACUGUAGUAUUGUCGGAAGGACCGUGCAAACGAGGCUUAUAAAAGGAUCCCACCGUGGUUGGUCAUAGUGCAUAGAGAGGAGCCUCUUCAGCUCUCUGGGCUCCUCAACCAUGGCUCUCCUGGCCUACCUCAAGAGCCUGUUCAUCCUUCAAUUGUUGAUGGGCUUUGUGUUUGUGGUGAGCGGCCUCAUCAUAAACUUCAUCCAGCUGUGCACGUGCAUUAUCUGGCCAAUCAACAAGCAGCUCUAUCGCAGAAUCAACUGCCGGCUCUCGUACUCCCUCUGGAGCCAAUUAGUGAUGCUGCUGGAGUGGUGGUCCGGCACAGACUGCACGCUUUACACUGACCAGGCUACGGUGGACAAAUUUGGCAAAGAACAUGUCAUCAUCAUCCUCAACCACAACUACGAGAUUGACUUCCUCUGUGGCUGGACCAUGUGUGAAAGAUACGGUGUCCUUGGGAGUUCAAAAGUGCUAGCCAAACAUGAGCUACUGAAGGUUCCUUUGAUUGGCUGGACCUGGUACUUCUUAGAAAUAGUCUUUUGUAAGAGAAAGUGGGAGGAGGACCGCAAAACUGUCUUCAGAGGACUGGAAAGGCUGAAAGACUAUCCUGAAUAUAUGUGGUUUCUGCUGUAUUGUGAAGGUACCCGCUUCACAGAGAAGAAGCACCAAAUAAGUAUGCAAGUUGCAGAGAGCAAAGGCCUGCCCAAGUUGAAAUAUCACCUCCUACCACGUACCAAGGGGUUCACCACCACCCUGCAGUGUCUGAAGGGCACAGUGACUGCUGUUUAUGAUGUGACUCUCAACUUCAAAGAUAACCAAACACCGACUCUCCUGGGCAUCGUCAAUGGCAAGAAGUACAAAGCUGACAUGAGCGUAAGACGCUUCCCCGUGGAGGAUAUCCCAGAUGAUGAGACUGCGUGUGCCAACUGGCUGCAUAAGCUCUACCAGGAGAAGGAUGCUUUACAGGAAGCAUACAGCAAGGAAGGCAAGUUCCCCGGGCCCACAAUAAUCCCUCCUCGCCGCCCUUGGACGCUGUUCAACUUCCUGUUUUGGGCCACCCUGCUGCUAUCCCCACUCAUCAACUUUGCUUGUGGAGUGGUGGUCAGCGGGUCACCCCUCCUCAUUAUUGGCUUCAUCAUCUUCCUCAUCAUAGCCUCCAUUGCCAUCCGGCGCCUCAUCGGCGUCACUGAGGUGAAGAAAACGGGCUCCAGUUACGGUGACCGGGAGACCAAGAAACAAAACUAAAGCGCAUUACCACCCCCCACCCUCCCCGCCAUGUACGGAUGUUUCUGUUCACCCUGUGGCGUCUUGCCCCCCAACUCCCUUUCUUCUACUACCGUUGAAUCCAGGGUAGGUCGGGGAGGAGACCCCAGCUGUGAAACCACAAUAGAGACCAGACUUAGAAAAACUAGUGGCACUAGAUUAAAGAGCAUGGGAGGGAGGUCUGCCGUUCCAGCUCACGGUUGUGUAGCACAGAACAUAAUGGGGGGGGGGGGCUGCACGGCAUCUCAAGCCAACCGGUGACCCACUUUCCACAGCCAAGUCCCAUUAAAUCCUGGUAACACUGAUCUUAAAGCGCUCACCUCCUAACCUAUCCGUGGUCACAUGCUCACCAUAGCCCACGUCCUAUUUGGCACUACCUCCCUCCACUUCCUGUCAGUCAUCAAUUAGUGCUCCUUCUCUGCAUCAAUAAAACAUUCACUUUCAUCUGGAGAGCCAUGGCUGGAACACCAAUGUAAGACUAUUUCGGAAAACAUUCAUGUCUCAAAUUAAAUACGGCACUUUGUCAUUCACUCUGUGAAUAAGCCAUGACCCCUUAACAUCCUGUCAGGGGGGCCCGCGUCUACAAUAAGGGCUGUGCAUGUACCUGCAACACACCCGCUUCACGUCACCCCAAACAUCAUUUCCAUGAAGUUUUUACAUUCAAAUUUAAUUUGCCUGUCGGAGAGCAGCCAUGACAGGUGAGGUCUAGAAUGGAAGGGGUUCGGGGGGGUUAAGUGGUGGUGUGCUGCCAGAUUCCUGACAAAAGGUCACGGCUGUCUCCAUGUAGCCUCACACAGCUGUGAACAUAAUAUUUGGCUGCCCGUCUACAUAUAGACUGCUGUAGUAUGUUAACCUUUGCCUUAAAUCAAGCGCUUGCUCAGGCAAGGGGCCGCUCCCUCUCCUAUCCCUCUCCUGGCGUUCCUUAUCCAUACAAUACCACCCAUAACAACAACAACCUAACAUAGCUGGGGGGUCUUUGGUAACGGAAAGCUGCUACAAAGCAAUACACGGUCAGGUCCAUACAUCUCCUAUCCUUUUCAGUUCAAUGUUGGCUGCUGUAUGUUUAGUGGUUACAUAUCCCGCUCUCUUGACUUUUCUUUGUGGACGUCCUCUUAUUAGAGAAUUAUCUCCACCCAGACAGAUUCCAUGCAAGCCUUAACUAGACAGUGCUGCUUUAUUAUUAUUACUACUACUACUACUAUUACUAUUGAAAGGCUGACUGAAAAUACUGAGGAGAGUCCACGUCUUUUAAGGCUCUGUCCCUACUACCGUUUAACGAUUCCGUCUAAAUUUAAGUCAUAUGUCGGCAAAAAAUACAAAGUAAAUUCGGCCACAGACUGGAGACAAAAGUGUCGAGUAAUGUCUACCACUGGGGAAAAAACAUUCUAUAUAUAUGAGUAACGAACGGCGUUUAAAGUCAGGCUUAACCGAGAAAAAGGUUUGUAAUUUUUACACGGCAGUCGCCUUUUCAUGACGUCACACACGCGUCUCACUCUCCAGCCACUGUUAGCGCUAGCAUCGCUCGUUUUGAAGUGUACACUAGGACCACUAUCACAUUUCUGACUGGUAAAGCCGAUGAAAGACGAAUACAGUCUAAAAAUAUCAUUAAACGGCGCGUGGGGGGGCAGAGUCUUUAGUGUGAUUCCAGUCCAUUGACAUUUUCCCAUGAAGUUGCACACACUGGGAUCCUUGUGAAACCUUUAGUUGUCCAACCUGUCACCGUUUUUUGUUGUUGCUUUCAAGAGAUCUGUUCCGAUCUACAACACACUGCACCAGUUGGAAAUUCUUCAAUUUAGCUCAAAUAGAAGCGGAACACUGGAUUUUAUUCAGUAAAUAAAUGUGAAUUUGGUUUAUCAAUUGAAUAACAGAGUUAACACUACCGUAAGGCGUUUUAAAUAACUCAGAUUUAGUUUUUGAGGAUGUUUUUUUAAUGGUUUUUUUUUCGUCAAUUACAUCACUUACCAUCUAUUAAAGACUUGAAUCACAAAGCAACUCUUUGGAUUUAUUUGUGUGAUGAAAGAAUGUACAACAGUCGACCACCAGGGGGCAGCCAUGAGCCACCAUCUUUUACACUGCAUCCAUCCAUUCAUUCUAUGUUGUACUGGACCAUACCCUCAUCUUACCGCCCCCUCUGUACGUCAUUUGGACUUGGACCUAGCUCUUAUUUCAUGGUACGUGUGGCACACUAAGCCGUUUACCAUGUGGCAACUGUAAGGACUGAACAUAUUGGCUACCCUAGUUCUAGAAAUCCUGAAGACUCACCAAUAGUGGAACAAUUCUGUAGCUAAAGCCAUCAUUAGAAACAUGUCCCUGUUGAUGCGGUAAAAAUAAACACAUUUUUCCAACUUUGUAACCAACUUCUUACGUCAGUCAUGCAAGGUGUGCAGUAAUGGACUACUGUAUUAUAAUGUAUUAUACUGUACUAUUAUACUAGUAUAUGUCACUGAAUGGCAUUAAUUAUGACUUUUACAGGUAACAGCUCUG
Molecule: messenger RNA, 4499 nt
Organism: Doryrhamphus excisus (bluestripe pipefish)
Lineage: Eukaryota; Metazoa; Chordata; Actinopteri; Syngnathiformes; Syngnathidae
Source: RefSeq, a predicted model, not a curated record